This is a messenger RNA of Abrus precatorius (Indian licorice), 1674 nucleotides long. Its product is annotated as putative pentatricopeptide repeat-containing protein At4g17915. The record is from RefSeq and is a predicted model, not a curated record. The coding region runs from base 43 to 1416 and encodes 457 amino acids. The transcript has a single exon. Lineage: Eukaryota; Viridiplantae; Streptophyta; Magnoliopsida; Fabales; Fabaceae. Gene Ontology annotation, molecular function: protein binding.
GAAGCGAUGCCGUUUUUGGACCGAAACCAGCUAUGUUGAGCUAUGAUUACACCGCUGUCAACUAAACUCCUCAACAUAAGCAUAGCCGCGAUGUGCAAAGUAAGGCAAAUAACAAAAGCCGAAGGAGUAAUAGUCGAUGGCAUACGACUCGGCGUUUUCCCCGACCUCGUCACCUACAACACCCUAAUCAACGCGUAUAGUCGUUUCGUCAGCAUCGAUGCAGCUUACUCAGUUAUCGCCCGAAUGAAAGAAGCGGGUAUUCCCCCCGACGUCGUUUCGUACAACUCGUUAAUCUCCGGUGCGGCAAGAAAAACCUUGCUAUCGAAAUCUCUAGAACUUUUCGAAGAAAUGCUCGCGAGAGGCAUAAACCCCGACGUGUGGAGUUACAACAUCCUAAUGCAUUGUUUGUUCAAGCUCGGAAAACCCGACGAGGCGAAUCGCGUUUUCAGGGACAUUGUGCUUAGCCACGAGGUUUAUCCCUGUGCUGCCACGUAUAACGUCAUGAUUAACGGCUUGUGCAAGAACGGUUACGUUAGCAAUGCUCUAAUGCUGUUUAGGAACUUGCAGAGGCACGGGUUUGUGCCUCAGAUUUUGACCUACAACGCGCUUAUUAAUGGUCUUUGCAAGGCGAAGCGAUUGGCCGAUGCGAGGAGGGUUCUGAAGGAGUUUGGGGAAUCAGGGUUUGAGCCCAACGCCAUUACUUACACUACGGUUAUGAAGUGCUGCUUCCGGUGCCGGCAGUUCGAGCAAGGGUUGGAGCUUUUGGCGGAGAUGAGGAGCAGCGGGUACACAUUUGAUGGAUUCGCAUAUUGCACGGUGAUUGCAGCGCUUAUCAAGACUGGACGGAUGCGAGAGGCUGAGGAAAUUGUUGAGUUGAUGGUGAGUAAUGGCAUUAGGCCGGACAUCGUGUCGUAUAACACGUUGAUUAAUCUUUAUUGUAGGCAGGGGAGGUUGGAUGAUGCAUUGAGGUUGUUGGAUGGGAUUGAGGAGGAGGGUUUAGAGUGUGAUCAGUACACGCACACCAUUAUUGUUGAUGGUUUGUGUAAGGCUGGGAAUUUUGUAGGGGCACAGCAGCAUUUGAAUUAUAUGAACUCCUUGGGCUUCGGAUAUAAUUUGGUUGCGCUUAACUGUAUGAUUGAUGGUUUGGGUAAGGCCGGUCAUAUUGAUCAUGCCGUGAGAUUGUUUGAAGGGAUGGAAGUAAAGGACUCGUUUACGUAUACUAUUUUGGUGCACAACCUUUGCAGGGCUAGAAGGUUCCUUUGUGCAUCGAAGAUUUUGAUUUCCUGUUUGCAACGUGGUUAUCAGGUGUUGAGGGCUACUCAGCGAGCUGUUAUCGUUGGUCUCCGUACAACUGGAUUUGCAGAUGAAGCCAGGAGAGUUAAGUUGAAGAUCAGACAUGUACGAUUGUUACAGUGAUUACGUGGCAUCAGCUGUUGGGAACUUCAGAUAUGGAGCAUUUGUUAGUGGCAACUUUUGUGACUCAAUGAAAGAUUGAAGCUCUGAUCAUAUAGGUCUCAUGGUUUGAUGAUCCCAAUAACUGUCUUUCGAAGGGAAACUAUUAUCGAUAUGCUGUGAGACAUUUGAUAAUUUACUGUUUAAGGGGGUUAACUGCUACAUCAUUUGGUGAUUAUUCCUUGGUGUUCUGGAUAAAUGCUUCAUAUAGUAAUUGCUGAG